AUGGACAAUCGGAACCGAAGCCGAGAUGUUUCAUCCGAAGAUCAACAUCGCUCAUCACAGAAGCAAGCAUCAGCUCAAAAUAAACGUCAACAAUUAUCCUCCGCAUUUCAUAAAACAGCAGAUGUUGAUGAUCCGCCGUUUAGUCGAUUGUUUUUACUUAUACCAAAAGCGAUGUCCGAAGAUGAAUUAAGAAAUGCUUUUCAAAUUCACGGAACCAUCCAAGAUAUCCACAUGGUACGAGAUCGACGAAGUCAAGAAAGCAAAGGUAUUGCAUACAUCAAAUACGAAAAGGCUUCAGCAGCAGCUCGUGCUAUGGAAGAAAUGAAUGGAACAGUUAUUGCACCUCAUGUUCGUCCACUAAAAGCCAUCAUAUCUAGUUCCCGUCGUGAAGGCAGUGUACGUGAUCCUGAUGAACACGAGAAAAUGCUACGUUUGUUUGUUGUUAUAUCAAAACAUAUGACUAAAGAUGAUCUACGAAAAGUUUUUCAGAAAUACGGUUCAAUUAUUAAUAUCAAAGUCAUUGUUGAUAAAUUAACUGGCGAAAAUAAAGGCUUUGCAUAUAUAUCAUUUUCAAAAGCGUCGGAAGCAGCUUAUGCAUUGGAGGAAUGUGAUCCAAGCUAUAAACCGAAAUUUGCUGAACCAUUUUCAUCGAAACGUCAUCGUGAUAAUGAAGAUUCAGUACCAUCGUCAGCGUCAAUAUAUGGUGCUGUUUCGCCUCCUUACCGUCAGAAACUAUCAUCAAGUAAGCCGCAUUUAUCGCCAUCAUCAAACUCGAACGAUCAUCGACCAUCACCUCCACCUCUUCUUCCAUUACCAUCACGACCAUCGUCAUCUAAUGUCGAAUCAAAUCAAUCUUCUUCGACGCUCUCGCCAGUCAGUAGCAGUUACCAUUUAUUAGAUAUAAACAGUGAACGUCGUUUAAUCGUUCGAUGUGGAAUGACAAUUACUAAUUAUCACAUCUCGAAAUUAUUUGAUCUUGUGCCAAACAUGGAAGAAUGCUCUCCGCUAAGUUUAAAUACGUUCAAUGAACAUUAUUUCAUUGUACGAUACAAGUCUUGUCAAUUUGCAACGUAUGCACGUGAAAAACUGCAUGCAUUUCAAUUUCCUGAUGGAGAAAUUUUAUCCGUACAGUACUAUGAUGAAAAAAUCGUUAAUGAUCUUAUCAAUCAAUCUCAAAAUGGCAAAUACGGUGACACAUCAGGCAUCGGACAAUUAAUUCAUCAAAUGAGCAACUUGCAAGGAAGUCAAGAAGAAUAUGUGGAUUAUUGUAAUAUUCCAUUACCACCAAAGCAAAAAUAUGCUUCAUUUGAUGCACCAGUAUGUUACUUAUCGAGAAAAUCUUCAAGUCUGCUAGCAACUAAUGCAUUUCAGGUAGCAAAAACUUUACAAAUCAUGCCUCAACGCCCCGUAUCGGAAGAUUACAUUCGGGAUAUAUUCAAUCGUUUUGGAAACUUAAUUGAUGUUCGUAUGGCCAAUCCCCAAUUGUGCUAUGUUAUGUUCAGUGAUGAACGUAGUGCUGAUACUGCUAUGGAAACAAUGAAUGGGCAAGAAAUCGCAUUAGUUCGCAUACGGAUUAUCGAAAGUGAUAAGUCUGUUGAUUCCACCACAGCUUCUGUUGUACAUCGCAAACGGCAAAAAGUCUAA
Messenger RNA from Adineta ricciae, 1644 nucleotides. The record is from the annotation of a GenBank genome assembly. Lineage: Eukaryota; Metazoa; Rotifera; Eurotatoria; Adinetida; Adinetidae.